AUGUCCGCAUUGCUUCGCGUCGCGGCCCGCCGACCUCUCAGCGCGUCGCUGGCGCCCGCUACUGCGUCGCACCUCAAUGGUGUUAUUUCCGCGCACCCAUUGACUCUCCAGUACCGCGAGAUAUCGCAGAGCCGCGUUCUACAGAAGCGCAAGGGCGGCGCGUCAGCUUUUGUCGUCAAAACCUCGAGCUGGAACCGCAGCAAAGGCAACAAGAGCCAUAACGCGCUUAACACCAAACAGAAGCUCAAGAAGGACACAGCACCUCACCGCACGCACCUCGAGCGCAUGCGUGACCUCAAGAGUGCACAGCGCAUCAACGAGCGCAACGCCAAGGAGUGGGCGGCACUAGAGCGCAACGACGAGCUCAACCGCGAGCUGGACGACGUUUUCGAGUACCUGAACACGUCAGGCCCAAUGGGCGACUACACGUAUGAGCCGGAGCCGAGUCUCGAGGACGUCGACCACCUAGAUGCGCUUAACAAGCUUAACUCCAUUGCCCGCGCCGACCCCGACAUCAUGAAAGAAUUGAAGGGGAUGGGCAAGUGCAACACGAACUCGGAGUCAACGACUACAAUUUCCUGCUCAGAGUGUAUGCGGUCAAAGGCCUACACAAGGAAGCCAAUGCCUUGUUGA
Phytophthora infestans T30-4 is the source of this 633-nucleotide messenger RNA. RefSeq lists its product as uncharacterized. The record is from RefSeq and is a predicted model, not a curated record. The transcript has 2 exons. The coding region runs from base 1 to 633 and encodes 210 amino acids. Lineage: Eukaryota; Oomycota; Peronosporomycetes; Peronosporales; Peronosporaceae.